Messenger RNA from Sycon ciliatum, 2057 nucleotides. Its product is annotated as catechol O-methyltransferase-like. Lineage: Eukaryota; Metazoa; Porifera; Calcarea; Leucosolenida; Sycettidae. The coding region runs from base 368 to 1243 and encodes 291 amino acids. The transcript has a single exon. The record is from RefSeq and is a predicted model, not a curated record. Gene Ontology annotation, molecular function: O-methyltransferase activity.
ACUGGCGCAUAUAUGGGUGCAUAAAUAUCUGGGGCAACAGUCGAUCUUGAUGAAUUCAAGGAGUGGCUUGCUUUCUUCUUUGAUCGAACAAGGAGAGGAGAGAUUUGGCUGGACACUUGCAGAAUUAUAUCUAUCAGUGCGGAGAGAACUGUCUUUGUUCACUUUCGAAGUUUCGUGCUGCAGUCUGAAACUCCUAUCCGCAGAAACUAAAAUUUAAAAAAAUCUUCUAUUAAAUUUUAUUGGUUGAUGCGGCGGAAUUAUUUAGAGGGGCUUGUAUUGGUGCUGCGGCUGGUGGUGCCUUGAAUCGGUGCCGGUGAGCUCCUUCUAUUCUGAUUUGGUGGACCAGCGAUACGUGAAGGUGGACGAGAUGUCGACCAGUGGCAGUGGCAAUGGUAUCCUGGAGGGAUUCUUUGGUUCUGUCAGCGGCAGCGUGGAGCGCUGGACUGGCAUAGAACUAAACCUGAGUACCGUGCUGCUGGUCGUCGGCGUAGUGCCCGUGCUGCUGGGUCUGCGGGCGGCGGGGAGAAUACACAGGACGGUGCGCUCGGGCCUGUCGCUGCUGUCGGGCCCGGGCACCGUUUCACGUGCUGCUGUGAAGCACAUCAUGGAGAACUGCGAGCCAGGCAACCCGGAGAUGGCGUUGAAAUGCGCCGACGAACUCGAUGCCAGCGGAAAGCACUUCCUGAUCCAUAUCGGGGAGGAGAAAGGCAGAUUGUUCGACAGCGCUGUUAGGGAGCACCGCCCGACUGUCGUACUGGAACUGGGCGGUUACUUUGGGUAUUCCGCGCUGCGCGUAGCGCGUCUGUUGAGCGCCGACGACAACGCCAAACUCUACUCGAUGGAAAUCAACAAGGAGUGCGCGGAGAGCUGCCGUACGCUGCUCAAGUUCUGCGGCAUGGACGAUCGCGCCGAGGUGCUGAACUGCGCAGCGCAGGACGGCAUAGCAGAGUUCCGCGAACGAACCGGCCGCUCGUCCGUCGACAUGGUCGUCCUCGAUCACUGGAAGCCGUUGUACCUGCCAGACCUGAAGCGGCUGGAAGCCUCUGGUCUCAUGCACCCGGGAACCGUGGUCCUGGCAGAUAACAUCUUGUACCCGGGCGUUCCUGACUACAAGGAGUACGUGACGACGAGUCCCAAGUAUCGUACAGUGAUGCAUACUUGCAAGAUGACAAGCUUCACGGGUGUCGAAACGGAUGAUUCCGUCUCCGUAUCCGUCUACCUGGGCGAGCAAAGUGACAGAUGAGACGUCGGCGCUGACUUGUUUGGCCUCCCGCAAUUUGUGUGUGUGUUUGUGUGUGUGUAUGGGCGUGUGUGUGUGUACGGGCAUGUGUGUGUGUGUGUGCAUGUGUGUGUGUGUGUGCGUGUGUUGUGUGUGCUUGCGUGUGUGUGUAUGUGCGUGUGUGUGUGUGUGUGUAUGUGUGCGUGUGUGCAUGCUUUCACUGUUUGUAUCUUCUCACGAUCUUCUGGGCAAGCAAUCGCCUCUGAAGACUAGACCGCCGACUACUAGGGCAAUAUCACUGGGAAUAUACUCUGGAUGUGCGAUCUUGCAUGCGCGAAUGCGUGUAUAAGUGUGUGUGUGUGUUUGUGCCCGUGUCUGCGUACGUGUGUGGUGUGUCUGUGUGUCACGGAGACUCUAUUUUCGAUUUGGCCGAGUUGCCGGAGACUCGUCGCUUCUCCCAAACCGUGCAAUCGUUGCGAGAUCCUCAGCUUUACUUGUACUCUCGCGGAGACGUCUCCCGCUCAGCAGAGGUGACUGUUGACUCGCGAUUGCUCUCUGCCUUCGGGCAAUGCCGUGGAAUGUCUCAGUGCUUCUUGUCAGUUUAGCACGGGUGCAUGGAAUUGUCCUCCUCUGACUUCCGAAAACCUUGUCUGGCCUGUGGGCUCUUUUAAAACACACUUACCUAAUGUCUUGUGCUCCGGAGUACUGCGCGUACUCCUCUGUUUGUCGAAUCUAAUCGCAUUCAUUAUCCUUUGCUCUGUCAUGCGGCAACUUUCAAAUUCUCAAUACAGUUAGUCCGGUUAUAAUUCUGUCAAUUGUGUUGCGUCCAAUAUGAUUA